AUGCAGGCUGCGGAGGGUGCUCCGGUCGAUCCGGGCAAGGCCCAGGUCGUCGACCGUGUGCCCAAAGUUAUCAAGGAGAUAAAAUUCGGUGUCCUAGCGAGCCAGGAUAUCGUCAGUCAAGCACACGUUGAAGUUUCCGAUCGAAAGCUUUUCGACCUCGAUAACGACCGUGCCGUUGCCCGGCAUGGCCCGCUGGACGGGCGCAUGGGUAUAUCGAGCAAAUCCGGCACUUGCGAGACCUGCGGUGGCGCAUUGCAAGAAUGCAACGGUCAUUUUGGUCACGUUCGACUUGUUUUGCCAGCGUUCCAUGUGGGCUACUUUAAGCGAGUUAUUAGUAUACUUCAGGAAAUUUGCAAGGACUGCUCGCGAAUCCUGCUACCUGAAAACGAGAGGCGCUCGUUUCUCAGAGACAUGAGGCGCCCCGGCAUCGAUAAUUUGCGGCGUAUGCAAAUCAACAAACGAAUUAAUGAGCGCUGCCGGAAAACUCGAACGUGUUACACAUGCAACGCGGUUAACGGCGUCGUUAAAAAAGCCGGAACGAGUGCCCUGAAGAUAACCCACGAUAAAUUUCGUGCUUUCAACGCCUCGACAUCGGCCAAAAAAAUCCCUCCUGCCAGCAAACUCGUUUUUGACCAGUCCUUCGAAGAAGCUAAACGAUCAAACACAGAUAUCGAGAAACAUUUUAAGAAGGUGCAAGAUGACCUAAAUCCUCUCCGGGUGUUGAAACUAUUCCGCCGCAUUUCCAAUGAAGAUUGUGAAUUGCUUGGGUUAAACCCCAAGGAGGUACGGCCGGAAAUGUUUCUCUGGCAGUUUAUCCCUGCGCCUCCGGUGUCAAUUCGUCCUUCGGUGGGCCAAGAAGGCGCCAGUACAGAAGACGACCUGACCGCCAAACUCGGCGAUAUAGUUCAGAGUAACAUCAACCUCAAAAAUGCGAUAAACAAGGGCGCGCCCGUGCAAACUAUUAUCGAAUGCUGGGACUACAUGCAGCUCCAAAUUGCAGUUUACAUUAAUAGCGACGUGCCUGGUUUGCAAAAGGCGGACUUUGGAAAACCUAUCAGGGGCAUCUGUCAACGGCUAAAAGGAAAACAAGGCAGAUUCAGAGGGAAUCUUUCAGGGAAGCGUGUUGACUUCUCCGGUAGGACAGUCAUCUCUCCAGACCCUAAUCUAAGGAUUGAUGAGGUUGCCGUGCCCCAGCUUGUCGCCAUGAACAUGACCUACCCGGAGAGGGUGACAAGAUAUAAUAAAGAGAAAUUGCGCGAAAGAAUCAGGAAUGGCACCAAGGUUUGGCCGGGUGCAAAUUACUUGUCUAAAAGGGGCACAACCUUCAAGGUCUUUUUGAAAUACGGGAACCUGAGACUUAUGGCAGAUCAAUUAGAAGAAGGAGAUGUCGUCGAACGGCACUUGGAGGACGGUGAUAUCGUGCUGUUUAACCGCCAGCCGUCGCUUCACAAGCUCAGUAUCCUUUCUCAUUUUGUCAAAGUUCGGCCACACAGAACAUUUCGUCUGAAUGAAUGCGUUUGCAAUCCCUAUAAUGCUGAUUUCGACGGAGACGAGAUGAAUCUGCAUGUCCCCCAAACCGAGGAAGCAAGAGCGGAAGCAAUGGAGCUGAUGGGAGUCAAAAACAAUUUAGCGACUCCGAAGAACGGCGAACCCAUUAUCGCUGCUAUCCAGGAUUUCAUCACGGCUGCGUACUUGUUGAGCAGCAAGGAUAACUUCUACGACCGAAAAACCUUUCUGUUGUAUUGCGGGUACAUGUUAGAGCCCGGAACCAAGUUCGAUCUUCCGCCGCCUGCAGUGUUAAAACCGCAAAUGCUAUGGACCGGGAAGCAGGUGUUCAAUGUCAUGAUGCGCCCGAGCAAGGAUUCCCCGGUUCUUCUCAACCUUGACGCCGCAUGUCGGGAAUUCUCCGCACCCAAAGGCACUCCAAGGGAUCUAGACGCCGAUGACGGCUGGCUCUGUAUUCGGAACUCCGAAAUCAUGUGUGGUCUUAUGGACAAGUCCACUAUUGGGUCGGGUAAAAAGGACUCUGUGUUUUAUGUCAUGCUUCGUGAUUUCGGGCCGCGGGUAGCAGCUGAAGCAAUGAAUCGACUUUCAAGGCUCUCUGCCAGGUGGCUUACGAACAUGGGGUUUUCCAUCGGUAUCACGGAUGUGUAUCCAGGCGAUGCGCUCUUACAAGCAAAACGCGAAAUUGUUGAAGAAGCCUACGCACAGUGUGAUGAAGUGAUUCAACUGUUCAAAACUGGAAAACUGGAAAAAGCUGCCGGUAGUGACGAACAACAAACCAUGGAGAAUCAAAUCUCUGGCAUUCUCAAUAAAGUACGUCAGCAGGCUGGUGAAAAAUGUAUUGCGGAACUGAGCAAAUGGAACUCUCCGCUCAUCAUGGCCCAAUCGGGGUCAAAGGGUUCUACUAUCAACGUCGCUCAGAUGAUUGCCCUAGUCGGCCAGCAAAUUAUCGGGGGUCAACGUGUACAGAAUGGUUUUCAGGACCGAACUCUGCCCCAUUUCCCCAAACACACUCGUCAGCCACUCGCGAAGGGUUUCGUGCGAAACAGCUUCUUUUCGGGGCUGACGCCAUCCGAACUCUUCUUCCACGCAAUCUCCGGGCGUGAAGGUUUGAUUGAUACUGCUGUCAAGACCGCAGAAACAGGCUAUAUGUCCCGUCGAUUGAUGAAAUCACUUGAAGAUUUGUCUUGCCGGUACGAUGAUACCGUAAGAAACUCCUCGGCUAAUAUUGUUCAGUUUCAAUACGGCGAUGAUAAGCUUGACCCGGUGGACAUGGAGGGCAAAGCGAAGCCUGUACACUUCGACCGUACCUUCACGCACGCGGAAGCUACCACGUACAGCAAAGACGAUCAGGGAUUACCUUGCUCAGAGAUUAUGUCCCUCUGUCGCAAAUUACUGAGCGCCGAACGUUCUAAACUAAAUCGUUUUGACUUACUGGGCAACGGCCUUGACUACAUGGACAGAAGUGACCAUGGUAUCGAUCAACUUGAAAGUAACCGAGACUUCUUACAGUCCAUUGAGGACUACGUCUGGAGCAAGACCAAACAACUUCAGCCCGUAACUGGAACCGACCUUGACACACCCGAUGGGCAGAUGGCAAUUUCACACACCGCAAAACUAUCUGCAAAAACACUAACCGCUUUCGUUACAUCUUGUUUGACAAAAUACAAAAAGGCCCAAGUCGAGCCAGGCCAUGCGGUGGGUGCUGUUGGCGCCCAGUCUAUCGGGGAACCCGGCACGCAAAUGACUUUGAAAACUUUCCAUUUCGCGGGUGUAGCCGGUAUGAGUAUAACUCAGGGUGUUCCGCGUAUCAAGGAAAUCAUCAACGCAUCAAAAGAAAUCAGUACCCCCAUCAUAACCUGUGAACUAGUCAAUAAAGAGGAUUUGCGAGCCGCCCAGAUUGUCAAAGGUCGUGUUGAGAAGACGUUUAUCAAGGAUAUUAUCUAUUAUAUUGAAGAAGCCUGGACGGGCUCAGUGGCAUAUAUCAACAUCAAAAUCGACUUCUCCGCCAUUCAAGCUCUCCAACUCGAGCUCACCCUCCGUGACAUCCUCAACGCGAUCAAAACCCAUAAACGUUUCAAAUCCGAUGACUUGAAGUUCCGCUCGUUCGGCUCCCAUAUCCACAUUUUCGUCGAUCAAACUGCUGCCAAAACUCUUUCAAAAACCGAACAAACAGCCACCGGUUCAGACCCUUAUAUUCGUCUGAAACAUCUCAAGCUCUUGGGUUAUCCACAAUGUUCGCGGGCAGUUAUCCGCACUGAUGAAACCAACACCAAAAACACUUUGCUCGUCGAAGGCUAUGGUUUACGCGCAUGUAUGACUACCGAUGGAAUCUGGGGAACUCGAACACGGACCAACAACAUCAUGGAAACCAAAGACGUUCUAGGUAUUGAAGCUGCCCGUACGACUAUAGUCGAUGAGAUCAGUGAAGUCAUGAAGGACAUGCGUAUUGACCCGCGUCAUAUGCAAUUACUCGCCGAUGUAAUGACAUACAAGGGCGAAGUUCUGGGCAUCACACGUUUUGGGCUUGCAAAAAUGCGGGACUCAGUUUUGCAAUUGGCAAGUUUCGAAAAGACGGCUGAUCAUCUAUUCGAUGCGGGUGGUGCCGGCAGAACAGAUUUAGUGGAGGGUGUGUCAGAGUGUAUCAUUAUGGGAAAAAGUGUGUCCUUGGGAACCGGUGCGAUGGAGAUAGUUCGGCCAAUGAACUUUUAUGAAGGUCAGAUUGGGAAGAAGAAAACGAGCUUCGAGGAUGCUUGGAGAGAAGUUUGCGAGUCGCCCAUAAAGGGUAAAAAGAAAAGAGUAUGA
This is a messenger RNA of Uncinocarpus reesii 1704, 4308 nucleotides long. RefSeq names its product DNA-directed RNA polymerase III largest subunit. The record is from RefSeq and is a predicted model, not a curated record. Gene Ontology annotation, molecular function: DNA binding; DNA-directed RNA polymerase activity. Lineage: Eukaryota; Fungi; Ascomycota; Eurotiomycetes; Onygenales; Onygenaceae. The transcript has 4 exons. Gene Ontology annotation, biological process: DNA-templated transcription. Bases 1 to 4308 code for a protein of 1435 amino acids.